This is a messenger RNA of Annulohypoxylon truncatum, 1268 nucleotides long. Its product is annotated as Fcf2-domain-containing protein. NCBI's taxonomy places the organism in Eukaryota, Fungi, Ascomycota, Sordariomycetes, Xylariales, Hypoxylaceae. Gene Ontology annotation, biological process: RNA processing. The coding region runs from base 131 to 769 and encodes 212 amino acids. Gene Ontology annotation, molecular function: RNA binding. The transcript is spliced from 2 exons. Gene Ontology annotation, cellular component: nucleolus. The record is from RefSeq and is a predicted model, not a curated record.
GCCACAUCGUCUAACCCGGAACCUAGAUGAAAUUUUAUCAUCUUCAAAGCUCCGAAAUUUUAUUUUUCUUCCUGCAUUCCCAGGCUUUUGACACUACCAACUCUGUCAACAAAUUUGGUUGUCGCCCAACAUGGCGGACAUAACCACGACAACUGAUCUGACAGAUGAUCAGAUCGAGCAACUUCUCAUGGAGGCUGAAGUUAGAUUACAAGCGAAAUGUCAAGGACAAGAUAGCAAGGCUAUUUCCGCUCCCCCAAAGUCAGCCGUCGCAAAGAUCUCUAAGCCAGAAGGCUCAUUAUUGAAGCCGGCCACGCUAGCCUCAAAAGACAGUGCUAAGUCAGAAGAGCUGUCGGUAAGAGUACCUGAGCCCAGACGGUCGAAACAAGAAAUGGCCGUCAAAACAGAUGCCGGUCCAUCCUGGUUCAAUCUUCCCCGAACCGAUCUUACUCCCGAACUCAAGAAGGACCUGCAACUACUACGCAUGCGUGAUGUGCUAGAUACGAAGCGAUUCUACCGAAAAGACAGCUCACGGUCCCUGGUUCCUGAGUUCUCUGCGGUCGGGACUAUAGUCGAGGGUCCGACUGAUUUCUUCAACGCUAGAUUAACCAAGAAGGAGAGGAAGCGCACUCUUCUUGAGGAGGUUCUAGAGACCGAGGACGUCACACGCAAAUUCAAGAGCAAGUAUGGCCAGAUCCAAGAAACCAAAGCUAGUGGUAAGAAGGGCCACUACAAGAAGAUGAUGGAGAAGCGAUACGGCAACAAGAGAUGAAGUCUAGUAUCAGUUAUACUAGAUCUGAAUCUUGAUUGUGCGUCGCGAAGUACAACUCACGACUUGGCCGGGAUGUUCCUAAAGCAACCCCUGUACGCUUAGGGGUGGAUGCCGGAAAGCGUAAUAAUCAUUCCCAGCUAAAAUAAAUCACUUCGACUGAAGAUGAUUAUGAUCUUUAGGAUACGUACGGGUAAGUUGUCCACUGUGGUUCCGAGGUCGUCAGAACUACGUGGCUCAUCGAUAUCUUAGACUACUAAGUGUGAGAGGACCAAUGGACUUCUCGGGAGCCUACUGCGUACGACGCAUCUCAGCUCAGUGGAUGGGCGAAAACUAUCCCAAGUUGUGUUGAGGUUCUAGCAUGCUCAAUAGUGUCACUUAAAGUUAGAGUAUCUAGCACGAUGUUGACCCAGCCUGAAAAUAUGGCAAAGAGCUUUGCAUUACAGUAGUCUGGCUAUCUAUUCUAGAUGCCACUUGAUGAAUAAAGUUUUGAAAACUACAU